Messenger RNA from Oncorhynchus nerka (sockeye salmon), 2234 nucleotides. Its product is annotated as proline-rich nuclear receptor coactivator 1-like. Gene Ontology annotation, cellular component: nucleus. The record is from RefSeq and is a predicted model, not a curated record. The transcript has 2 exons. Bases 285 to 1100 code for a protein of 271 amino acids. Lineage: Eukaryota; Metazoa; Chordata; Actinopteri; Salmoniformes; Salmonidae.
UUCUACGCCAUCUCGAAGACCGUGCUUCGAGUUACAAUAUUACGUUAUCAACAUCGGUGUACUCUUCUUCAAUUUAUCAAAACCCCACUGCAUCGAGGUUUUAGGACCGACUUCAGUUCAACCAUCUACGUACUAAAUAACGUCGUCGUUAGCUGUUGAUUGUUGUAGUAGUGAGGUGAACUAACGUCGUUGGCUAGCUGGUUAAAGUUAGCCUACUUACCACUUUCGAAAAAAUUAAACUAGCUAGUAUCGUUGAUGUGUCCUACCCUCUCCACUUUGAAGUCAUGUUGGGCGAAUCACUAAUACAUAUUGAACCACAUCUGGACAACGUUGAAAACAAUAAGCCAUCCAUUUUGACUUCCUACCACGUCGGGGCAAGCCUAGGCAAAACAAGGCAAGCACUGUUGAAGAAAGGUGGGAGAAAAUUGCGUUCAACAACGUCAGGGUUACAACGGACACACCAACAACCGCGCCAAAAAACGCUGAGAAACAACCCCACACGGCUUGCAGACAUCAACAACAAUGUCGCAGCUUGUAAAGCCCCAAGUGCCGAACUCACAACCCACCGGACCCAGGCGACUGUGCUGACCUGUCACCAUCUAAAGCAGGGGACAAAGAAAGAGCUGCUGAAGUCAAAAAAUGGGAGAGUGGAGAGGGCCACAACACCAGGUGACCAGUCUGUCCACAACCUCGAUAGACUCGAUCAAGCUGCCCAAAAUCUCAACACCCGGAGCCAAAGGAGCAGGCACGUUAAUGCACCUUGCAAUGCUCCCUCAGUACAGAAAUAUGACAACAGCUGCCACACAAAGCCCAAUUCUGCUCCCUUCCAGCUCCUCCGUAGAGAGAAGAAUCCCUUCAACUCAGUUAACAAUGUCAAGAUUGUGACUGUAUCCCCAGCUGAGCUUGUACCUGAGGAUGAGCUGAAAGACGGAGAGAAGAUCUAUGCUGGAGCUAAAUUUAGCGAGCCCCCGUCUCCAAGUGUCCUGCCCAAACCACCGAGUCAUUGGGUCGGCGAGACUGCCCCCCAACAUUCCGACCACAGCCGAGAGCAAAUUACGUUUCAUUUGAAGUCUCUGCUGAAGGUUCAAGAUAAACCAUGAUCUCAAUGGAUGGAAAAUCUUAUCAAAAAGAUCCGUCUAUACCUGAUCAAUGACAAAUUUGGCACCGAAGAAUUUGGACUCUGAAAGAACUGGAACUAUAACUUAACAGCAAUAGAAUGUAAUGAGUUUUUGAUCUGUAAUACAAUUUCACGUGUUCUGAGCAAGCGGCCUUGUUUUUGGGGGGAUUUUUUAUGAACUUGUGUAAAUGUAUAUACUGUAAACAUGUAAUAUAAGUGUAUAUUUUUCAUGUUAUUUUAACAGAAAGUAUAGUUUUGUUACUGAAGCCUAAAAAACAUGUUCACCUUGAGCUGGUGCACUUACUGUUCCAAUAAUGGGCUGCAGUGCCCAUUGGGACAUAUUAAACGUAAGAAAGAUUAUCUUACAGAUUUGCACAAGACUGACUGAACCAACAUGAGUCACCACAAUGGCAAGCAAGAAUAGUUGUGUGAAGGUUUGGGGUUCUGUGAACUUCAGCCCACCAGUUGUGACUGCUAUUGCCUUGAAUGCACUGCAGGGAGGACCCACAAUCUUCAGGGAACUCUCUGGAAGGACGGUCUUGAAGACGGUAACCUCGUCCCCAGGCUCAACGACAAAGGGAGCCAGCUGGGUGAACGACAUCAAGAAGAUGGAGUGACAAAUGUGAGUCUCAAAAUCAAAAAUUCCCCCUCUGAUGACGAGGACAACUGUGCCGCUGCAGGAAACAGACAAAUUCAGCACGAGCACCGACUGAGUGCCCUUUGUUUUGAAUCUCUCCAGCACUGACACAUUUCUGUUUUUUGUUUUUCCUUUCAUUGGCCCCCUGAUCACCAGUGUUGUUCCAUCUAAAGCGCUGAGAAUGUUUACCGGAAGAAAGAUGAAUGACAUGGUCUUUAUUAUUAUGUAACACACAUUUGACCCCUUCCCUCUAGAGCUAGGCAGCUGCUAGUUCUUGUUCCUUCACUCCGUGUCACACAAAAAUGAAAUUGUAUUACUGUACCAAAGAUUGAAUUUUGUUUUUUGCAAAUGUUCAAAAAGUUAAGUCCAGUGACUAAAUGUGUAUACAUCUUAAAGCAAUACUCUCUCUUUGCAAUUAGAAUUUAAAUUUUAUGAUGCAUUUCAUAUCUAAAUUGAAAUUAAAAUAUUGGCUACCCCUUA